UCCACCAUAAUACAGGUGUUUCUGUCAUCUUCUCGUACAGGAGACUCCUCUGCUCCAUCAAUCUCUAUCCAUUAGGAUUUCCCGCUCUUCUGCUUCGUGUACCAUGUGAUCAACCAGUCACGUGAUGUUCUACGUCACCAAGGUCCUUCUACAGGAUAAAAAUCUGCCGCUUCUCCGGUCUCCACCAGCAUGGCUGCCCUGUACUCGGCGACAGGCAGUGACGUCAUUACCCUGCGCCCGUGCCGGUUGCUUUUUGAUCCCGGAAGUCCCCGGUAUGGCUGAUUCCCGGUGCCUGCCGUUAGUCCGGACAAGGGGCCCCUUGACCCCCCGGCGCCUCCUCCUCAGCUCUCCCCCGGCCCUGGACUGGGGGCUGCCGCCUUCUCCCCGGGGACCGCUGCCAGACACCCAGCCCUGCGAGCCCAAUGGGAACCACCAGAGCAGUGAGAAGGGAAAGGGGGCCCCUGGUGGGCACAGGGAGGAGAGGGGGCCCCAGGCUUAUCAGCAGGGGGCCCCUGGUGGGCACAGGGAGGAGAGGGGGCCCCAGGCUUAUCAGCAGGGGGCCCCUGGUGGGCACAGGGAGGAGAGGGGGCCCCAGGCUUAUCAGCAGGGGGCCCCUGGUGGGCACAGGGAGGAGAGGGGGCCCCAGGCAUAUCAGCAGGGGGCCCCUGGUGGGCACAGGGAGGAGAGGGGGCCCCAGGCUUAUCAGCAGGGGGCCCCUGGUGGGCACAGAGAGGAGAGGGGGCCCCAGGCUUAUCAGCAGGGGGCCCCUGGUGGGCACAGAGAGGAGAGGGGGCCCCAGGCUUAUCAGCAGGGGGCCCCUGGUGGGCACAGAGAGGAGAGGGGGCCCCAGGCUUAUCAGCAGGGGGCCCCUGGUGGGCACAGAGAGGAGAGGGGGCCCCAGGCUUAUCAGCAGGGGGACAGCAGUCACUCCUCCUCAAUCAGUUUUGGGGGUGCUCCUGAUCUCUGCUCCCCCCUGGUCUCCAGCUUUGCUCGGGCCCCGUUCCCUGUUAGGCUCCAUGUGGCCCCUCUAGAUGCGGAGUCCCUGGUUCGGGCCGGGAGGCUGCAGGAGGUCGGGGGCCCCGUGGACCGGUGCUCGGCAUUGUGGGUGAGCAGGAAGCAGCUGCGGGAGCUCGGCCUCUACCAUCGGGAAUGGGUGUGGGUGUCUUUACCACGGGGCAACAGGGGGCGCCACCUGGCCAUGAUUGUGGCUGCAGAUCUCUGGUUAGGGCAUCCACACAAGUACAACCACCUACUGAGCAGCUGCUGCCAGGAACCAAGAGAAGACUCUGGGAUUGUGGCGCCUGGCACUGCCGUCAUCUCAGCCACCCUCACCUUCAACCUGACCUCCGGGGACGGCUGUGUCACUGAGGUCCUGGUACAGCGCUUCAGCACGGAGCCCACUCAGGAAGGUCGAUCUGCACUCAUGGAGCCUCCGGCCGCCAAAUUGCUUUACGUCAAUGUGGUGAAGUCUCCAGCGUACAGUAGUGAGUCCACAUUCCAACAAGCCUUGUGCCAGCACUUCAAGACCCCCAGGGUGGUCCAGGUAGGUGACGUCCUGUGCGUUUCGUGUCUUUCUAAUUCUGAAGUUCAGAUCAACAAGUCACAGAUCCCCGUGAGUUGUCCAGAUCUCUACUUCAAGGUGCAGAAAAUUGAGGGAGCAGUUGUCAGUGAGGGCUACUUAGCCAGCACCGGUGUCACCACGCUCUAUCAGGUGGGCAGUGUUUGCAGCUUCGUCCCCUCCUUUCCUUCCCGUGAUGGUCACGUGUUCUGGAGCAGUCUCUUCCCGGCCGGCCUGUCACACGCAGUGGAUGAGAUCUGUCGUAUACUCCUCCCCCAUCUACAGAACACGAGCAACGUUCUUGGGGUUGGAGGUCGCAUUCUCCUCACUGGUCCUAAAGGCAGCGGAAAAGUGACGGCAGUGCGGGCGGCGUGCAGCCGACUGAAUGUCCAUCUGUACCAGGUGGAGUGUGCCAGACUGUGCCGGGACGGCAGCGCCAGUAGCAUCUCCCGUCUGCGUUCCGUCUUCUCUGGCGCCCAUGAAUGUCGUCCCUGUGUCCUGCUGCUCUGUCACCUGGAUCUGAUAGGACGGGAGCGAGACGGAGCCGGAGAAGAUGCCAGGGUCAUUGCUGCCAUGUGCAGCCUCCUGCUUGGGCCCCGGAACUCCGACUGGGAUUGGCCCCUGCUGGUGGUGUCCACCACAUCUCGGGCCCCAGCCGUCCCCCUGGAUCUCCAGUCCUGCUUUCUCCAUGAGGUUUCCCUGAGCGCCCCCUCAGAGGAGCAGCGCCUGUCCCUCCUCACCGCACUCACCGCCCCGAUCCCGCUCAGCAGAGAGAUCCAACUGGCUCACCUGGCGCGCAGGACUGCGGGUUUUGUGGUCGGGGAUCUUUGUGCUUUACUGUCAAGAGCCGGACACAUUUCCUGCACCAGAAUCCUCCGUUCCUGUUCUCCUUCGGAGGAGGAUGAGGAGGGCCUCUUGGCUGCUGGUUUCCUGGUCACAGCUGAGGAUUUGGAUUGUGCUCUUGCUGAGUUGCAGGAGGCUCAUUCUGAAGCCAUUGGGGCCCCUAAGAAUGUCUACUGUGGCCGCGUUGUCUGGAAUAAACAUCACCGUCUUCCUGUGCCACAAAUGACCCCACACUUUGGCUGCAGCUACAAUUGGGUAAAGUUCGAACAAAGCUGA
Molecule: messenger RNA, 2677 nt
Organism: Hyla sarda
Lineage: Eukaryota; Metazoa; Chordata; Amphibia; Anura; Hylidae
Product: peroxisomal ATPase PEX6-like
Exons: 11
Coding region: 125-2677 (850 amino acids)
Biological process (GO): protein import into peroxisome matrix
Cellular component (GO): cytosol; peroxisomal membrane
Molecular function (GO): ATP hydrolysis activity; ATP binding
Source: RefSeq, a predicted model, not a curated record